Molecule: messenger RNA, 1186 nt
Organism: Cydia strobilella
Lineage: Eukaryota; Metazoa; Arthropoda; Insecta; Lepidoptera; Tortricidae
Gene: NC2beta
Product: protein Dr1
Exons: 3
Coding region: 89-643 (184 amino acids)
Biological process (GO): negative regulation of transcription by RNA polymerase II; RNA polymerase II preinitiation complex assembly
Cellular component (GO): negative cofactor 2 complex
Molecular function (GO): RNA polymerase II general transcription initiation factor activity; protein heterodimerization activity; TBP-class protein binding
Source: RefSeq, a predicted model, not a curated record
AGAGAUAUGACAUUGACAAGAAGAAAAGCAAACAGCAGUUGAUUUACUUCGAUUUAUUUAGAAUUUGGUUUUCCAUUCAAGAUUUGCAAUGGGUAGCCCAGAGCAAGAGCUCUGUCCACCGCCAUCAGAAGAAGAUGAGUUAACCUUACCUAGAGCAAGUAUUAACAAAAUGAUAAAGGAGUUGGUUCCUUCCGUUAGGGUUGCAUUUGAGUCUAGAGAACUAAUACUUAACUGUUGCACCGAAUUCAUACACUUGCUCAGCUCUGAGGCCAAUGAAGUUUGUAAUCAGAGUAAUAAGAAAACUAUCAAUGCCGAACAUGUACUCACAGCUCUAGAUAGGUUGGGGUUCAAUGACUACACAAUAGAAGCAGAAGCAGUGCUAAAAGACUGUAAGGCUGUAGCGGCAAAGAGGAGAAGGCAGAGCACCCGUUUGGAAAACCUUGGAAUUCCAGAAGAAGAAUUGCUUAGGCAGCAACAGGCACUAUUUGCAAAAGCUCGUGAAGAACAAGCAAAGCAGGACCAACAGCAAUGGCUGCUGCUGCAGCAACAGGGGUUGGUGGGCUCCGAUGUGACGGCACAGCCUUACAUACCACCUCCGACUGGACCCAAGGGUGACAUGGAUGAAGAUGAUGACUACUCAUAGGAUUAAUAUUUAUUUCUAACAUGUGAUAUGUCAAUAUUGUGGCUAAUUUAAUAUUUUUACAAGAAUUUGACAAAUAAUCAAUUACUUUGCAUCUAUAAAAUAUGUUAUACCUAUCUAUCUGUUUGUAAUGUAUGUUGAUAGGCUUACCCAUUCAUCGUCUUUAAGUGUCGGAGUUACCAUACCACAAUAAAACUAAAGCUACCUAUUAGCUAAGAAAACUUGGAUCCCAAACUUAGUAUGGCAUACUCCAUUUUUCCACUUUUAAUAUAAUUUUAAAUAAAACGUGACACUGCAAAGUUCAAAAAUAAAAAAGUCCCCUUGUGUGUGCUUGAUGUAGAAAUACCUACAGAGUUUCUGUGAGCGGGGAAAAAGUAAACAAAUAAGACAGAUUUUGCUUUGUAACCAAUAUGUUAAAUUUACUAUUUAAUGAAAUGUUUUACUGAAAUAUGAUCCUUUAACUAAAAUAGAAAUGUAAAUAAAUUGUUGAUAUUGAUAGGACCAUGUUCAUUCUCUUAGGCUCCAUUCGGACGAGAGCUUAAAAAG